Cladocopium goreaui is the source of this 1530-nucleotide messenger RNA. The record is from the annotation of a GenBank genome assembly. NCBI's taxonomy places the organism in Eukaryota, Dinophyceae, Suessiales, Symbiodiniaceae.
AUGGGCUUCCGCUACCAGAUGACCUUCAUCGAUGAAGUCGCCGAGCCAACAGCAGAGGUCAUCCGAGCGAAGAGCUGCCCACCAGCGCUGUCAAGUGGUAUGAGCUCCCCUCAUAAGUUUGAGGGUGAAUUUUUGAAGUGGAGCUUCCGCCCCACGCAUGUCCUGGCCCACCGAUUUGGCUGCCUUUUCCUCCUUGCGGGCCUGUCGGGGGUUCUACCAGGUAUCCGACGAGGUCUGGCAGGUGCUCACUCGAAUGGUGGGAUCCUGGCGCCGGCUACGGUGGAGGCGGCGUUACUUCCUUCCGGGGACACUUUGACGGUGAUCCAGGUGGUGCUGUUAGGGUUGGCGGUGACGAAGGCUGCGGUGGAGAGAAAGAUGAAGUUCGCAACAGUGCUGGACCAAGGAGACGAGUCGGAGUUCACGACCGCGACAGAGGAACAGAAGCAACUAUGGCUCCAGUCCGUCGUGAACCAGACGGGGAGCGCUGCAGAAGAGACUGGCGAGGGAGCUGGGCCUUACGCAGACUUCAGCGCCUUCCUGCCGCAUGGGGGGAAGGCUCACAGAAGCCAGAAGUAUCGCACCUACAUCCACACUGCAUUCCGGGCCGACAUCGAGAAGUUCAACAGGCUGUAUGCGGGAGCAUGGCACUUGAGGGAGGGCCUGGACCAGAAAGGCAGAGUUCAGGGGGACACCAAGGGCUGCCGCGACUCAUCAAGAAGCACGCCCCCAAGAGCAGCGCCAGAGCGAGGAAACGAGAUUCAGAUCGAGAGUGCUGCUGAGGACACUGAUGAGUUGUGGCCAAGUGGUGUGACCUCCCCUCAUGAAGUUGACGGUGAAUUUUUGACCACACCCGCCGCCCUGGUCACCCACCCGCCCAGUGUAGUGCAGUGGAGAAAGGCGAGUGAAAUGAGUCGAACCCAGCCGACCGGUGGGGCGCCAAGUGAUGUGAGCUCCCCUCAUGAGGUUGAGGGUGAAUUUUUGACCACGCCCGCCGUGGUCACCCACCCGCCCAGUAUAGUGGAGUGGAGAAAGGUGUCCAAGCUUGAGGAAAGGUCUCAGCAGCUGUCCAUUUUAAGAGGCGCAUGUCAGAAGGGUGCAGAUUGUGGUUUCUGCCAUCUGGCUCAUGAUGCUUGGCGAAACUCAGUUUAUGCCGCCACUGCUGUUUACAAAAGCUUUCACGAGGAAGCUCGCGUUCCUUCCUUCGACAAGCAGCAACGAGACUUCUUGAAGCUCCUUCCGCCGGCGACCUUCUUGGAGAUGAUCUUGCCAUAUGUGCGGAAAACGGUGGAGGAAAGCGAACUUCCUGGAGCUGGUCAAGUGCUUCAGCUGGUGGAGAGUGAAAUUGUCGUCCGAUCGCCAGGGGGUACCACGGUCCAAAGGACUCCACGCAAGAUUCGAUAUGUGUUGGAGCGCAUGAGUCUGGCCAAUUUGGUCAGCUUGACAUGCUCGACCCUUCCUGGCCGUUUUUCGAAGCUCAUGUCAAUUGAGCUGAAGAACUUGUGUGAAACGGCUAAGAUUUUACAGGCCUGA